Closterium sp. Yama58-4 is the source of this 813-nucleotide messenger RNA. NCBI's taxonomy places the organism in Eukaryota, Viridiplantae, Streptophyta, Zygnematophyceae, Desmidiales, Closteriaceae. The record is from the annotation of a GenBank genome assembly.
AUGCUCCCUGCAAUGGUAAGACACAGCCGCACUGGUAAGGUGAGGUGGGUGUUCCACCCAUGCACCCAUCCAUCUUCUGUCACACACUGUGGCACUGCUGGUGCUGCUGACGAUGCUCCCUGCAAUGACCUCUAUUCAUUCGGCAUCGGAGCCUACAUCAUCUGGGGGUCCAUAGCUGCGAUGCGAGCAGCCGUCUUGCGGUUACCGCGUAACAACAUGCAGAUGCUGCUGCUGCCUCUCGUGCACUGGGCUGCUGUGGCGCUGAAAGCGGCGGUGCUUCUGCUGCUGUGGCUGGUGGUGGCGCCCAUCCUAGCGGGUCUGCUGGUCGACCUGGCAGUCAUCAUGCCAAUCCGAGUGCCCAUCAACGAGUCACCGCUGCUCUCUCUCUACCACGACUGGGUGCUCGGGCUCAUUCUGCUCAAGCUCUGGGCCAGAGUGGUCACCGCACAGAACCACUUACUAGCCAACCACGAGUGGCGAGCCCGCUUCCUCCGCCUGCAACAAGACGGCCUCCGCCGCCUCAACGCCCGCCGCACCUUCCAGGAAAUUAUCGCCCCAGUCCUCCUCUUCCUCCUCACAGCCCUCUCUGCCCCCUUCCUGGCAGUCCGCGCAGCCCUCCCCUUGCUCCGCCUCCCCCCCGUGCUCGAAUCAGCAGCGUUUCGAUUCGCGUGGAUCACCGCGCUGGGGGUGGUGGGCACGGCGAGGGUGUGGCGGCGGGUGUGUGAGUGGCUUGCGUCGCUGCAUGAUGCAAUUCGGGACGAUAGGUACUUGGUUGGGAGGAGGCUGCACAACUUUCAGCACCAGAGGAGAUGA